Molecule: messenger RNA, 2580 nt
Organism: Monosiga brevicollis MX1
Lineage: Eukaryota; Choanoflagellata; Craspedida; Salpingoecidae
Exons: 15
Coding region: 1-2580 (859 amino acids)
Biological process (GO): vesicle-mediated transport; endosomal vesicle fusion; autophagy
Cellular component (GO): cytoplasm; membrane
Source: RefSeq, a predicted model, not a curated record
AUGUCGCACGUGGGAGGCCAGUUGCGUGCCUACUCCCAGGUGAAGAUCAUUUCACGGUUUGUCAACAAGAAGCGCGCCACGACCUUGAUUGCCAGCAUCGAGCAAUACGACAACAAGUACAUCUGGAUCGGCACCAACGACGGCGUAAUUGUCCAAUAUGCUCUCCGUGUCAUCACUUCCGUCACUGGACGCAAGACUUAUCAAUGCGAUGUCAUUGGCAGUCAAACCCUGGUGCCAUCACAGCCUAUUGUACAACUUCAGGUGGCUCCAGGUGCCGAAAAGCUCCUGGCCGUCACACAGGGUCAAGUAUGGCUGCUGCACAUGCACAGCCUCAAGGUCAUGAUGGAUCGGCCUUAUGGCAAGGGCAUUGAACGCAUGGUCAUUGACCGCAGCCCCGCGCUGGAUGGCAACCUGCACUUGUCGUGCGUGCGGCCCAAUGGUAGCAAGGCCUCGGCCGCCACCCACCUCACCUUGUCGGGCAACAAUCUCAUGCCCGAUUAUGAUCGCAAAGAGAGCCGCAAUCUUCCCCCCAAAUUGCAAUGCAUUGAGCGGUAUGGGGACCAGUUUCUUCUGGCUCACGGUGGAUUUUACCAUGUCUACUCGAUGAGCCGUGAGGAAAAGCUGCCACUGGUUCCGUAUGAGGAUAAACGUCCCAUCAUCACCUGGUCGCAGAACGACUGCUUCCUGUUGGCGGUGGUGACAGAGGGAGAGAGCCUGGCCAUUCAAGUGAACAAAGAUGGGCAGCCCUCCGGCACGGCCCCCAUCCGCUUCGUCGAUCAUCCCGACCUCAUUGCGUUCCAAUACCCCUACAUCAUUUCUCUUAAUCAGGCCUACGCCUUUCUCAACGUGCACAGCAUUUUGACAUCAGACCACGUGCAAAACAUGAACUGCGAUGAGUGUAUCAUCCUGCAAAAUCGCAACGGCGUCGUGUUGGCCACCACCACCAAAUCUGUCUCCAUUCUGGCCCUCUCCACCUUUGAGACGCAGAUUGCCGAUCUGCUACAGGACGGACGGGUCAAAGAAGCACUGGAUCUGGCCGAAGUCACGUUUGGGCAUGAGGAAGACGCUGCCACGACCGCACCAGCACAACUCGAGGCUGACCUAGACAAGAUUCGCGCUGUUCAGGAACAAGCAGGCUACACGCUUUUGAAAGACGGCCAGCUUGCUGAUGCCCUGAAUUUAUUGCUGAGCGCUGGGGUGGAUCCAGCUGAUGUGCUCUUGCUAUUUCCAUCCCUCCAAGUGCAGGAGCCAGAGGAAGUCACCGAGUAUCCCAGGUCCAUCGGUCUGACAGUUGCCGAGAGCAGCAAGAUUGACAUGGCAGAUCGCCGGGCUCUCGAGACCAUGGCCGACUACCUUCUCGAGGCACGGCGCUAUUGUGACGGGUACGCACACGCACGCGCCGCAGAAAACGUCUCUUUUGCCAUAGCAGAGCUUAAGGAAGGCCGGGUAGUCCAGAGCCUCACACCGCACGGUUUCUCGUCGCCCAGCCGUGAUGCACAGAUGAGCGCCGAUACGGCUGUAGCCCUGUGCUAUGCCGUUCUGUCGGCUGAUAAGCUUUCUCAGUGGGUCGCGCGGGGCGACACCAUGUGCAACCUUUCCGUUUGUGCUAAGCGCAUGGAGGAUCUGAACCGUCUUCACCUUGAGUGGCUCUUGAAGCGAACGCCUCAAGCUAUUCACAUCAUCACCAAGCGUGCUGUCAAGGAAAGCGUGGAGCUUUUCGAGCCAGCCACGAUCCUCAAAACCCUUCAGCCCCACCGCGAUGCCAUGUUGCUUUAUCUCGAGUGGCUGGUGUUUGAGGCCAAGACGCAUCGGGCCGAGUAUCACACCAUGCUGGCGCGGAAUCUGGUUGACGCCAUUCAGCGCGUUCAGCGGCGGGUUGAAAAUCGCCGCAGCAAAGGCGAGGAUGCGGAUGAGCUUGUGGCUGAGCUGGAAACCCUGCGCCUUCGUCUUCGCAAUGUGCUCAAGACGAGUCAGCAGUACAGCAUUGACCUGUUGCUGCAUGACCUCGAGGCUACGGCCCUGUAUGCCGAAAAGGCUAUCGCCUUGGGCCGUGCGGGUCGCCAUAAGGAAGCUUUGGAUUUGAUUGUAUACAAGCUCGAGGACCAUGGGAUGGCCCGUGAAUAUUGUCACAUCAUGGCCGUGGGCACCACUCGACGUGAGCGGCAGCAUGUUUCACUAAUGUUGUUCAAGGUCUACAUUGAGCCGCCACCAGGCAAACCACGCAACGAUCACGAGGCCUUGGCUCUUCUCAAUAGUCACCUCUCUGAUCUGGAUAUUGCCGAGGUUUUGCACUUGUUGCCUGAUGAUUGGUCAUUCAAGGUCAUCGAGCAGUUUUUGCGACGGUCGAUCCAGCGCGACGUCCAUCACCAGGCGCUCAUCCAAGUGAAGAAAGGUCUCGUGGCCAGCGAAGCCAUUCAGGUGGAAAGUCACCUCGCUCAGCUGGAAAGCCUGCGCGUGUUUCUACCGCCGACCGCCAAGUGCCGAAAAUGCAAGCGACCGCUUGCGGCACUUCCGUCUGGGGAUUUUGACGUGCCCGAAUGCCCGCCCUUUGUUCGGUACGUGGUGCCCUUGAUGGCAUGA